This is a messenger RNA of Chaetomium fimeti, 1238 nucleotides long. RefSeq lists its product as uncharacterized. Gene Ontology annotation, molecular function: cysteine-type peptidase activity; deNEDDylase activity. The transcript has 5 exons. Lineage: Eukaryota; Fungi; Ascomycota; Sordariomycetes; Sordariales; Chaetomiaceae. Gene Ontology annotation, biological process: proteolysis; protein deneddylation. The coding region runs from base 132 to 845 and encodes 237 amino acids. The record is from RefSeq and is a predicted model, not a curated record.
CACUAUGGCGAGAGGGCGGCUGGGUGUCAGCGCUGCUAGCAGAAUGGAGAUGUUGCAAGUUGUUUUCCGGGGAUGAUUGUUGCAAUGGUUUUCUUAUGUGGAACCAUCAACUAAUUGAUGAAUAGCUCGGAAUGUCUUCCCCGAAACCAUACCUUUCGUACCACGACAUCCGCCUUGAUACGGAAGACAUCAAGGCACUCAAGCACGAUUGGCUGACGGAUAGUGCCAUCGCUUUUUGGGAAGAAUGGCUUGAGCGUGAAGUCUUGCCCAAGUACCCGCAGGCUAGGAUCGUACUUCUCCGGCCCGUCGUCUCUCAUCUCUUGAUGCAGACGACUGACCUCCAAGGGGACGCCUCGGCCUUGCCCGACUUCCGCAAGAUAACGCACAUUUUUCUUCCAAUAAGUGACAGUCGCGACCGCUGGAACGCCGACAGUGGGAGUCAUUGGUCCCUUCUACUCGUAUCGGUGAUUGACCGGGUAGCAUUCCAUUAUGAUUCCCUCGGUGGCUCCAAUUUCUCCGCCGCUAAGAGGGGAGUAGAGCGGUUGAGCAUUGUCCUGGGCGUCCCAUUGCGAUUUCAUCAGCUGGAGGACACUCCCCAGCAGGAAAACAGCAAGGACUGCGGUGUCUUUGUCUGCAUCCUGAUGAGGCACUUGCUCAUCAAGCGCCUUCUCAACGCCAACGCUUACGAGAAGGUGUCCAUGUCGAUGGCGGGGAAAAUGGUUGACAGCCGCGGGGGGAGGAAAGAGAUGUUGCGAAUCGUCGAGUCGUUACGGAAGGAGGGCGAGAGGCGCCGGAGUGCCAGCCCAUUCGCCAGCUCGUCGAACGACCCACCACGCAUCGACUAGUAGUUCUGUGAGCAGGCGUUACGAAAAUGGGCCACAACUGGGCGGCGUUCGCGAUAUUGUUUUUUUUUUUGGGCGUUGGGCAAGACCUAAAUGGACAUCAAGAGUUGGGCCGGUGUUGGAGCCUAUUAGGAUGGCGUUUGCGGUCGAAGGAGUUAGGGAGUUGGGUCGAUCCCGAGUACCCCUGGGUUUUGAUGCUGGUUUUUUUUUUUUGGCGGGUAUUGAAUCAUGGCUCGCGUGGAUGCAGCGGUUAUUAUACGAAGUAAUAUGGACGGCGAGGGGAGGGUAAUUGUGCAGUAUUUGCGCUCAGCCUUCGGACUGGCCCAAGUCGUCACAUAAUUCCGACCCCUGUCAAGGGUUGGCAACGCCGAUUCACGUCUUUCAAGCGCUCAGCCU